Molecule: messenger RNA, 951 nt
Organism: Echinops telfairi (small Madagascar hedgehog)
Lineage: Eukaryota; Metazoa; Chordata; Mammalia; Afrosoricida; Tenrecidae
Product: olfactory receptor 6C6-like
Exons: 1
Coding region: 13-951 (312 amino acids)
Biological process (GO): G protein-coupled receptor signaling pathway
Cellular component (GO): membrane
Molecular function (GO): G protein-coupled receptor activity; olfactory receptor activity
Source: RefSeq, a predicted model, not a curated record
GGAUGAAGAAAAAUGAAGAACCAAUCAGGGGAAAUUGAGUUCAUUCUUCUUGGACUGACUGAUGAUCCACUGUUGCAAACUUUGAUUUUCUUGUUUCUCUUUUUCAACUACAUUUUGAGCCUGAUGGGAAAUUUAAUUAUCAUUCUCCUUACUCUGCUGGAUCCCUGCCUCAAGACUCCAAUGUAUUUCUUCCUCCGAAAUUUCUCCUUCUUGGAAAUGUCAUUGACAACAGCCUGUAUUCCUAGAUUCCUGACAACCAUUGUGACUAAAAACAAAAUAAUUUCCUACAAUAGUUGUGCAGCUCAAUUAUUCUUUUUCCUUUUAUUAGGAGUCACUGAAUUUUACCUUCUGGCUGCCAUGUCCUAUGAUCGGUAUGUGGCCAUCUGCAAACCCUUACAUUACCCCACUAUUAUGAGCAGCAGAGUAUGUUAUUAUCUGGUACUCAGUUCAUGGGCAGCUGGUUUUCUGAUUACCUUCCCACCACUGGUCAUGGGAUUGAACCUGGAAUUUUGUGCUUCCAAAGUAAUUGACCAUUUCAUGUGCGACACUUCUCCUGUCCUGCAGAUUUCUUGCACUGACACUCACUACCUGGAGUUAAUCUCUUUUGUUUCAGCAGUUAUAACGCUUGUGGUGACAUUGCUGUUAGUGGGCCUUUCCUAUACAUAUAUAAUCAAAACCAUUCUAAAAAUUCCCUCUGCUCAGAAAAGAACGAAAGCAUUUUCCACUUGUUCUUCUCACAUGAUUGUGGUUGCCCUUACUUAUGGCAGCUGCAUUUUCAUUUACAUGAAGCCAUCAGCAAGAGAAAGGGUGGCCUUAUCGAAAGGGGUAGCUGUUAUCUACACCUCAGUUGCCCCUUUGUUAAAUCCCUUUAUUUACAGUUUGAAGAACCAGCAAGUUAAACAAGCUUUCAAGAAUGUACUAAAAAAGAUUUUGAUUUCUUUCAAGAAAUAA